Molecule: messenger RNA, 845 nt
Organism: Cephus cinctus (wheat stem sawfly)
Lineage: Eukaryota; Metazoa; Arthropoda; Insecta; Hymenoptera; Cephidae
Gene: Tapdelta
Product: translocon-associated protein subunit delta
Exons: 2
Coding region: 222-731 (169 amino acids)
Cellular component (GO): endomembrane system; endoplasmic reticulum; membrane
Source: RefSeq, a predicted model, not a curated record
UGAUCUCUGUACUCGAAUUCGUGACGUGGCUCUUACACUAGUAACAAGUUGGCAUGAAGAGGUCGGCUUCAGUCGGCUUUAAUUUCCGUUUAGUGAAUAAUACUGCACACUGCUGCUCUGUUCAGUCUGUACAACUCUACAAAUAGUGGCCGACAGUCCUUGGAAGAAUAUUGCUAAUUUAUUGACAGAAAAGGACAGUUUCACGACGAAACGAAAGUAUCAUGGACAAGUUGGCAAUUUGUGUGUUCUUUGUUGCUGCACUGUCAGCUGCUUGUGCUGAAUUCUGUCAGAAACCAGAAGUAACAGCAUCUGCAUAUGUCACCGAGGAUGCUACAGUUUUGACUACUAUUGCCUUCACCACUCAAUUUACUCUGAAAUGCAGUAAUGGAGCCAAAGGUAUCUCGCUCUAUGCAGAGGUUGAAGGAAGGACUUUGCCAGCAGUUAGGUUGAGUGCAGAUAAUAAAUAUCAGGUCUCUUGGACAGAGGAUAUCAAGAAAGCACGUUCUGGUGACUACAGCGUGAAACUUUAUGAUGAAGAAAGCUAUGCUGCAAUUCGCAAAGCUCAAAGAAAUGGAGAAGACCCUAGUAAUGUCAAACCACUUGCUGUUGUCGUUCUUAACAAUCCAGGAGCAUACUUAGGACCUUGGGUCAAUUCAGAGUUAUUGGCUGCAGUUUUAGCUGCACUGGUUUCAUACACAGCAUUUUCAGCAAAAUCGAAACUUCUGGCUUAAAUAAAAUAGUUGAAACUGUCAGUUUGAACCUUGUUAUUUAUGAAAGAUAAUUUAAAAUAGGAAUGUUUUAUACAAUGUGAGGUGUAUAUUGUGAGAAUAAAAUGUGGAAACAUA